AUGGAGCUGCGGCUGCUGGAGACGGGGCGGCUGGUGCAGACGGAGCUGCGGCUGAAGACCGAGCUUCGGCUGUUGGAGACCGAGUUGGCGGCUGGAGACCGGGCGGUGACUGGCUGGCGGCCGAGGUGGGGGAAGGCUGGUGUACCCCACCGGGAGGGGGGGGGGGGGGGGGUAUGGACAGAAAAGGGUGGGUGGAUGAGGGGUAUAAACAGCGGGGGAGGGGGGGGAAGGGAACGGCUUGGAACCGAAGUCGGCGACGGAGGGUGGCGAGGAGCGGCGACGGGGGUCGGCGCCAGGAACCAGAGGUCGGGGCUGGCGGUCGGGUCGGGUCGGCGCCGAAGGUCGGCGACGGCGACAGGGGCCGGGGACCGGGGCAAGAAAGAGGGAAAGAGGGUAGGGAGAGAGAGAGCCGUUAGAUCGGCGCCAGAGGUUGACGCUGGGGACCGGAGGUCGGGUCGGAUCGGCGCCGACGGUCGGCGACGGCGAUGGGGGCCGGGGACCAGGGUUUUUUGA
Molecule: messenger RNA, 513 nt
Organism: Capsicum annuum
Lineage: Eukaryota; Viridiplantae; Streptophyta; Magnoliopsida; Solanales; Solanaceae
Product: rRNA 2'-O-methyltransferase fibrillarin-like
Exons: 2
Coding region: 1-513 (170 amino acids)
Source: RefSeq, a predicted model, not a curated record